Molecule: messenger RNA, 4270 nt
Organism: Linum trigynum
Lineage: Eukaryota; Viridiplantae; Streptophyta; Magnoliopsida; Malpighiales; Linaceae
Source: the annotation of a GenBank genome assembly
UCAAAGGCUUUGUAUGGUUUAAAACAGGCUCCUAGAGCAUGGUAUGAAAAACUAACCUCUUUUCUGAAAACUGAAGGUUUUGCCCAAGGCAAUGUAGACAAAACACUUUUCAUUAAGAAAGAAAAUGGGAUACAUUAGUAGUACAGAUAUAUGUUGAUGACAUCAUUUUUGGUGCAACCAAUCCAACUAUGUGUACAAGUUUUUGUGAGUUAAUGAAAUCUAAAUUUGAAAUGAGUAUGAUGGGAGAACUUUCCCACUUCUUAGGUCUGCAAAUCAAACAAACAGAUACAGGGAUGUUUAUAAGUCAGACUAGCUACAUUGAAUCGAUGCUUAAAAAAUUCAACAUGAACACAGUAAAUGCAUGUCAAACACCAUUGGCUACAAAUUUAAAAUUAGAUAAAGACAAGGCUGGUGUGUCUGUUUGUGAAAAGAAGUAUAGAGGAAUGAUAGGAUCUCUUCUAUAUCUAACAGCAAGUAGACCUUAUAUACAAUUCAAUGUUGGGGUGUGUGCUCGAUUCAGUCAGAUCCUAAGGAAAGUCACUUGAAAGCUGUAAAACGAAUAUUUAGAUAUCUUAAGGGAACAAUUGAGUUAGGACUGUGGUAUCCAUUUUCUAAUUCUUUUGAUCUCUCGGGCUAUAGUGACUCAGUUUUUGGGGGAAGUUUAGUUGAUAGGAAAGCACCUCUGGAAGCAUUCAAUUUCUAAGACCUGCUCUUGUCUCUUGGUUUAGCAAGAAGCAAGGAGCAGUUGCAUUAUCAACCGCUGAAGCGGAAUACCUUGCAGCAGGGAGCUGUUGUGCUCAAAUUAUGUGGAUGAAAACACAAUUAUUCGAUUAUGGAUUUAAAUUUCAGAAUAUCCCUGUUUGGUGUGAUAAUACAAGUGCAAUAUGCAUGACGAAAAAUCCAGUACAACACUCUAGGACUAAGCAUAUAGAAAUAAAGUAUCAUUACAUAAGAGAUCUAGUCCUAGCAGGCCAUGUUUGCAUACAUUUUAUACCAACAGAACACCAGCUAGCCGACCUAUUCACAAAACCCCUAUCUUGUGAACGUUUCACUUAUCUCUGCACCGAACUAGGGUUAAGAUCUUUUAGCCAAAUCUAGGGUCUAAAAGAUAAAGAACUCAUUGGGGGUGUUUGGCUCUAGGCGCUUUGCUUAUCUUGGUUUACUUAACAAGCUUCCUUUUUCGGCUCAUGUGUACUAACUCUAGAUUUUUCCUUAAUCACUGCACUCGGUUAAAACAAAAUGAACUCUUCGUAUUCCUAUCUUCCCCCGCUCUCCUGCUCUAUUUAAACCGAACUUCUAACCCCACCAUUCUUCACUCUUCUCCGAUAACAACAAACCUGAGACCACCUAAACAUCUCCCUACCAUCAACAAACUCAAAACCAGCCAAAAUGAGUGAUCAUUUGCCUCGACCCUUUCGGUUCGAUGGACUGGUUCAUACCUAUCCAGGCUACAUGUUUCUUGAGCCUGUGGUGAUAAACCAUCACCGUCACCUGCAACAUUUCGAAAACAGAAGGCUGCGCCACUUUAUCCAACUCAACCCUUAUGAGUUCAAUCUCUAUAAGUAUGAUAUCAUAUCUCUUAUAGAGGGUCUGGGAUGGGAUUAUCUCCUCCGUCAACCACUCCAUCUAGCCUGUCCCGGUGCAGUCAAGUACUUCUACUCAAAUCUUAGAUGUCAAGGAAUCAGCACUAGGAGCUUCUCAACAAUUUUCUAUGGUCACCUUUUGACCAUCCCAGUAGGAGCUCUAAAUGGAAUCCUUGGGUUUCUAGUUCAAGGGAUCGAUAUAGCCCAUCCCUCAGAGUUUUGGAAACAAGACUUCAUCCUACCCACUGAGUAUGCAAACUUCUGCACUGAACCUACAGGAGGGACUGAUGUGCCUAUUCCCAUCAGCUGGCUGUCUCCACGAUUGAGGAUUUUCCAUCACUUCAUCACUCACGUUUUCUUUCCUCGAUCAUACAACCUAGAUGUAGUCCUGCCCCUUGAUCUCUGGAUCAUUGCAAGCGCCACUGCAGGACACAAGCUAGACUACUCCAACCUUCUGUUUGCCAACCUCCUUCCAGCUGGGGAUGAGCAUUACCAAGGGCUGCUACCAUUUGGAUCUAUCAUCACUCGACUACUGGUCAACCUGGGAAUUCAUCUGUCAAAUUACCGAAGUGUGUCCCACACCAUGUAUGUUGGUGCCCUUAAUGUGCUGAUGAUCUUAGAUCUUCCUACUGACAUUGCCCCUUCACCUCCUCCUCUUCCCUCUACUUCCAUUCUGGGUCCUCGCCCAAAACCUGUGUCCACCAAAAAGGGAAAGUCUGCUGCUGGUGAAUCCACUAAAAAUGCAAAUUUGGUGUUUACAGUCUCUGUUGGAAACUCUCCCUCAGAUGACUCAGCUGCCUCUGCCCCAGAAGUCCCUUCCUCUCCUGUCUCCUAAUAUCCCUGCUUGUCCUGAGGGGGAAUUCUUAUUUAGCUUCGUAGUGCCUGUAGCUUUAAGUUUCCUUUUGUUAAGUAGUUUCUUGCUGCACCUCGUGUGUAUGCUGGUGUUCAGGGGGAAUUUUCUUUAAAGGAGUCGGUUCCUUUUGUAGUUGUUAGUCCCUAUGUUUCCCCAUAUUUUGUAAUUCUCUUCUGGCCUCCUAGUAAUAUAAAAGUAGUUGUUGUUUUUCUUCGAGUGCUGCUGUCUUCUCUUCUGUCUUUUAUUUUUCAGGCUUUCCCAGACUUCUCGGACGAAGGGGGAAAUUGAAGAAAGGUGUCGUCUCCCACAAGCUAUUUGAACGACGACGUUUUCCCUGCAACGGCACCGUCCAAGGAUUCGUCCUUCGAAGUCUUCUCCUCAAACUAAGAUUAUCGUUCUGCUCAAACCUAGCCUCCCAUCUAAAAGUAGCGGCAGCAAAACUCCAAGGAGUUCCUCGAUGAUCUUCCACAGACACCACCGACUCCAUGGCAGGUCAUGAUGAAGUCAAGGAGCGCAUCAGGCUACCAGCAAUGGUCAUCUUCUCUUCUUAGUAUAAAUACUUACUCUUCUUCUUCAAUUAGAAUUCGGCAGUCUGUAGUGAGAGAAACAGGAGAGUUCUUCAUCUACUUUGGGUCCAUAAGUGUAUUACUUUAGUAGCUUGACUCACAGUGUGUCAUCUGGGUGAGUUAGGCUUGGGAAGUGGGUUGUUGUUUGAGAGUUUCAACGUGCCAACCUCGUUGGCAUGGAUUAGAGAGUUCCUGUAUAAAACUUCUCUACUGUAAUUUCCUUUUAAAUUCAAUAAAUUAUCUCUUCUUUACAAUCUGUUUGAGAGAAGAAGAAGAGUCACCGGUCCGUUUUAGCAACUGCUUCCUUCCUCAGAGUCAACAAAAUUGUCAUCUCUAAGUAUAUGAAAAUAAAAAUUUGACAUCCCCGAUACCUAUAGGAAGGCAAUUUCUCUACUUUAUAAUGGUCACACUCUAAGCAGUUAUACAACUUGAGACAACAUUAAUAAGAUAGUGUAAGUCAGCCUCAUUUGUACACGAUAUGUGACCAUGUUAACAACAUUAAUGUACUUUUGCUGUGAAAUUAGGCAUGUCAAUUUGGUAUCAAUACACGUAUGGUAUGAAGAAACCAAUAAACAGAUGGCACCCCCAAAAGCCUUACAACUUAGCUAGCACCAUUGUACGUACACCAUUAACAAUCUGAUUCUCAUUGGAAUUUCCCAUUAAUCUCGUCCAUGUAAAGUCAUUCAUUGUAGUUGUACAACUAAAAAACGAGGACUGAAAACACUGCAGAGAAGUCCAAAUGCGUAAGCCACGACUGAGAUCACAGAGAUGAAGUCUGAAUAAUGCAGAAAUAGAUAGCAAGACUGCACUUGACCAUACGGCAUUGCUACUACUACUACUUUUUGGUUUUAAUUAAUAGCGCUCUCUCAAUCGGACCUUUUUGCCUGCUCAAUAAAUGCCCCUUAAACCUAAAAGGCCGAUGGCUAGGGUUCUUCUCUGGUCGCCGGGUUUCUCUCCAAAGAUAGGCCAGGAGGACACGUGAUUGGGUGAGAUGCUUCCAUUUGUGCUCCACGUACCACACCUAUGACCAAAAACAUUCCCUACAUACAUAGACCAAGAAGAAGAAGAAGAUGGGAGAAAGAAAGAAGCAAACGCCCUUUUGGGUUUUAAUUCCGCUAUCGACCUACAAGUUGUAAGCCAAAUUAAUAGCAGAAACUGACCUACCAUGCAACCACAAAUUGACUGCUGAACAAUCCCAACUGGCAACUUCUACUGAGGUUGCAGGAUUCCAAGGGAAUGACAAGUCAUAAUGAAAUCCCAUUUCCGUC